AAUAUUAGAGUGACCUCCCCUACAAAAUGGCCGCGCCCAUGCUUUCAAAGGGUGAAACUAAAUCAACUUUAGGAGAGACGGUGAAACAGAAGCAAAAGAAAGAAAUAAAGAAGCACAAGAAUGUCUUAUUUAAUCCCUUUGCAUACAAAUGGCCAGUGAUAGACAAAUAUUUUGAAGGAAGAAUCCUGGAUGAGCUGCAGAGCGUGCUGAAGUCUGUCCCUAUCAAAUUGCCAAGGAGACCUGCAUCAUACUUUAAGGGGAAGAAGCAAACAGAUAACGAACAGCAGUUGUGUGAUGAAGAAAAGAAUGCUGAAAAUGAGAGACGGAAACUCAGAUCGCAGAUUGUGUGUGGUGUCAGGGAGGUCACACGAGGCUUGGAGAAGGAUGACCUCGACCUUAUUAUAGUAUGCCGAUCUACGAAACCCUCUCUCAUCACCAAACACCUCAUCCCAUUGGCUGCCAGUCGAGGAUGUCCAGCUCUCUGUAUCCCAGAGUUCAAUUCCAAGAUUUCCCCCCUGCUUGGCGUGACCAGUGUGGUGGCAUUGGGGUUUAAGAAGGUUGCAGCAGGCAGUGAGUCGAGCUUCCACGAGUUCGUCACAUACAGCAAGAGUAAGGCUCCUCCCAUCAAUACGCCCUGGUUAAACAGGUCCCUGGAAGUGAACUCCUUUGACGGUACAGAUCCGACAACGUUGCUGGAGUCUUCCGCAGACGGUGGGGCUGGUGAUACCUCUGCCGUCACAGAUGAUGUGUCCAAAGACAGAAGUAGUCGGGAGAAUUCACAGUGUGAAACUGACCUCGUAUCCCUCCAAGACAGUUUGCUCACUCCAGUGAUGUCCAGUGGGUUUAUUUCACUUGAGUCCGACUCAGACAGAAAACUGUUGGAAGAUUCAAAGAAUAAGUCCCAAGCUAAAAACUUUGCAGAUAAUUUAGAGACAGGUUUUUUGUCUUUGUCACCAGACUCCCACAAUGAUCCAGAUGAAGAUGCAAGUCCAUCACAAUCUCAGCUUUCAUUCUCUUCAAAAGAGGCUGGGAAAUCCCCGACCAAAACAUCUGCUGAUAAAGAGGCUGGGAAAUCCCCAACUAAAAACACUGCCCAUAAAGAGGCUGGGAAAUCUCCAACUAAAAUCACUGCCCAUAAAGAGGCUGGGAAAUCCCCAACUAAAAGCACUGCCGAUAAAGAGGCUGGGAAAUCCCCAACUAAAAUCAGUGCCCAUAAAGAGGGUUGGAAAUCCCCAACUAAAAACACUGCCGAUAAAGAGGGUGGGAAGUCCCCAACUAAAAACACUGACGAUAAAGAGGCUGGGAAAGGUGUACGUUUUGUCUUUCCCGUUGACGGACCUCCACCGUUUGUUCCAAAGAAGGACUACUCACAUUUAUAUGUGUAUAAGAGUGGUGGUUCAUUUGGGGAUAACUUUAUCCCUCUCUCGGGCUCAAAGGGCCAUAAACGCGUCCUCUCACCACAACGCUCCACAUCCGAGUCCGAGUCUGCUGAUGAGGAAGUGCUUGGCAUUCUGGGAAUGGAACAGCCAGUAGCCAAGAAACCGAAACAUUCCUCAAAUGUCGACAAAUCGGGAUCCUAUCGACCUGCCGUUGUUCGGACAAUGAUUCCGAAUUUGAAUAAGAAAAGGAAAAGGAAGAGAUAGUGUAUGGAUAUUGUGUCCCAAGAAUAAAAGCUCAAUAAUCUGUU
Messenger RNA from Haliotis rufescens (red abalone), 1687 nucleotides. RefSeq lists its product as uncharacterized. The record is from RefSeq and is a predicted model, not a curated record. NCBI's taxonomy places the organism in Eukaryota, Metazoa, Mollusca, Gastropoda, Lepetellida, Haliotidae. Gene Ontology annotation, biological process: tRNA 5'-leader removal. Gene Ontology annotation, cellular component: fibrillar center; ribonuclease MRP complex; nucleolar ribonuclease P complex. Gene Ontology annotation, molecular function: ribonuclease P RNA binding; ribonuclease P activity. The transcript is spliced from 5 exons. Bases 27 to 1643 code for a protein of 538 amino acids.